This is a messenger RNA of Geodia barretti, 378 nucleotides long. NCBI's taxonomy places the organism in Eukaryota, Metazoa, Porifera, Demospongiae, Tetractinellida, Geodiidae. The record is from the annotation of a GenBank genome assembly.
ACUGGAACACGGUGAAUGGGUCCCCGCCGGCUUCUGCCACCCUCUUGCCCCAGACGGAGAACCCGGCGCCAAUGAGGGGACCGAGGAGGAACCCGCAGGAGAAGGCAAUGCCUAUCACUGCCUGGGGAGGGGAGUUGAUGAUUCACUGCAGAAUGGACAAUCGGCAAAAGGCGUCACAUCGACCACCACUGCCGUGCUGAUCCCAAUGUUUCCCUUGGAGAAGCCAGCCACGAUUCUGGCCAGGACAAACAGGGGGAAACUGCGAGAGACGGCCCACAACGCAUAGCUCAUUGAAAUUCCCACCUGUGUAUAGACAAAAUAAAGAGAUAGAGAGGGCGAGAGAGUGAAGAAGAGCAAGUGAUUAGGGUGAAGUGAGAG